Molecule: messenger RNA, 2145 nt
Organism: Aspergillus ochraceoroseus IBT 24754
Lineage: Eukaryota; Fungi; Ascomycota; Eurotiomycetes; Eurotiales; Aspergillaceae
Exons: 1
Coding region: 1-2145 (714 amino acids)
Source: RefSeq, a predicted model, not a curated record
AUGGCCGAGGAGCUCAAAAUGCUCGCGACCUCGCCACAUUGCGCCACGCCCCCCGUCAACGCUUUCACACUGCCCCAGUUGAAGCGCAAACGAUCCGACUCCAAUGAUUCAGCCACAGGUCGAGAUGUCCCGGUCGCAACUAAGCUACGGACCGAUGAUGCGCCUGCUCCGAUUGUCACACUCAAGCAACGCCCCUCUACAACCGAAACCCACGCGCACAACCUAUCGCCAGCUCCCCUACCAGAUCCAUCGUCCGACAACAAGUCAAGCCAGUCGCCACCUUCCCCGGAAAAUCGGCGAUCGGGUCCCUCUGACCAUGCACGCGACAAACCGGACGCGCGCGAGCGCAAAGUGGAUGUAGAUCGGCUACGGGAAACCUUGGAAGCCCAGCUGAGUCUGGAAGUGUUGUUGAAGCACAACGAACUCCGGUUGAUCGACCAGGAGAUCGCCAAAUGUCAAGUCGCGUUAGAACAGUUGCGGCGAUGCGCGGAAAUCCCCUACCCCGGCUCUUGUGUCACCGGCCCUUUGCAGUCCGUCAGCAAUGGAACGGGUGCAUCGGUCUGGGCUCCUGGAAAUGGACCUGCGCCGCUUUCUCCAGCGCCCUGGAGCGUUACGGACGGCCCUUACUCCCGCCACUAUGCCCGAUGGCUCCUUCAGGACUCUCGCUUUGACGGAGGCGACCCCGAACCUGGAACCCCGAUGGCUGUUGCUGGUACUCCUGUGGUGGAAGGUCGCUCAACCCGUGGAAAUCCUAUCGACCUGGGUUACUUGGCUGGCAAGUCCACCCGGCCUCAACGAGGAUCGGCUGGAGCCAAGCUACAGUCUCUACCUACUGGGUACCCGCCACCAAAGGAAAGAGCUGGUCCCAUGAUCAUUCGACGAAAAUCGGAUGGUAUUUUCGUCAAGCUCGUUUGUCUAGAUUGCCGGAGGGACAACUUCUCGAGCACUCAGGGGUUUAUCAACCAUUGUCGUAUCGCCCAUAACCGCAACUUUGCCAGCCACGAUGCCGCCGCGAUGGCCUCUGGCGAGCCGGUGGAAGUUGAUGAGGCGGGGGCUGUGGUUGGCGGCAAGCCUGAACCUCCGGCCGGGGUCGCUCCCGGCUUUGUCCACCCUCUGAUCCGCUCAGCUCAUGUGAUUGAGUCAACAACCCCAAGGACACCACCACUGUCUUCCGCGUCUUCCGCCUCGGAAAUCUCGAAGCGGCCUUCCCCUAGCCGAAAUGCAUCGUCGACGGUGGAGACACCUCGCCUCCUUUCUGCCCAAAGCCUCCGGGACGGGCAGAAUACCCCUGUCACGGCGAAAGCCUCGAACGAUGCAUUCAUGGCCUCUGUCGACACCCCCCACCUAUCGUCCCUCAUGAAGCUGAGGGGUGUCGUCGGACUUGAUCUGGGCCAACUGGUAGGGGAGGCCAAGACGACCGUAGACCUGAAUGGAUAUUCCUCUGAGGAAGGCGAAUCGGAUACGGAAUCCAUGUCGCCAUCUGUCACCUUGAAGCUCAAAUCGAAGCCGCUCGGGUCUCAUGUUGGACGACAGCCGAUGCGAACCACAGCUUCACAAACGGCUUCCCAACGGCCAGACGGUCACAAGGGGCCUGACAAAAUCAACCAUAAGCCACUCUCCUUGGAGACCUUGACGCCUACCCGCCCUACUAUGCCUUACCAGUCUCCUUAUGGGCCCGUGAGUUCCCACCCCGAGGAGCUGCGGGAAGUUGACGGGAUGGAUCAUGUGUCAAACAUGAGUCCAAACACUGUGGAGUCCAAUCAAGCGCCCAGUCUGGUGAGCGAUGAUGAUGAUGACUAUGAAGCAGCAUCGGAUUCGGACAGUCCCGGGCCGAGCUCGUCUGAAGCGGAAGAUGCCGAGGACGACUUUAGCCAUAUCGAUGUAGAGGACGACGAUGACACCACCACCUCGACAACCGCAAGCGACCCUAAUCCCAAGGCGGGCGUGGGCAUGGCCAGUGCUGCGGCUCCUCGCGCGUCGCCCAUGCCAAAGGCAAUGCGACGCGGCAGUGUGAGGAAGCAGGGCCAACUGAUUUCAUCAUCUGUAGUACCGCUCGAUGGAGGCCGAGAGGAGAAACGCGUGAGCUUUGCCAGUCCGGGGAGCAGCCCGGCGAAAGGCAAGAAGGAUGGGAGUGGACGACGAUAA